Messenger RNA from Canis lupus familiaris (dog), 2008 nucleotides. RefSeq names its product acid phosphatase 7, tartrate resistant (putative) (gene ACP7). The record is from RefSeq and is a predicted model, not a curated record. Bases 372 to 1679 code for a protein of 435 amino acids. The transcript is spliced from 13 exons. Gene Ontology annotation, molecular function: acid phosphatase activity; metal ion binding. Lineage: Eukaryota; Metazoa; Chordata; Mammalia; Carnivora; Canidae.
CUCCCCCAAACCUCUCACUGAUCAGGGGUGAGCUGCGGUUAGGACCCCUGGGUUCCAGUCCGGCUCCAUCACACCCUAGCCGUGCACUGAAUCACGGUUGCUCAUUUGCCUCCUGGGUGAUCCGUGAUCCGGUGAUCCGGUGGUGAUCACGGUGGCCACCACGAGGAGGAAUGCUGGGAGGCUCCCAGGAGUUAAUCAUCCGGAUAACCAUCCUCUUGAAGACCUCCUCACCAUCCUGCCUCCCUCCCCCGACAUUGCCUGAUCUGCCACCCUGCGUCUUCCCAGCCCCUUGGUGCUGUUCCUGAGGAAUCUGAUCUACUGUGGACCCCUCCCCUUCUCCGUCUGCCCUCCCCCCACACUGUCCCCUUAGCAUGCGCCCCCUCUGUCCCUGCCGGUCCUGCUGCUGUCUGCUCCUGUUUCUCUCCCUGGGAGUCCAGGGGGCCCCAGAGGCGGCCCCUGAGCAAGUCCACCUGUCCUACCCAGAUGAGCCUGGCUCCAUGACUGUCACCUGGACCACGUGGGUCCCCACGCGCUCCGAAGUGCAGUUCGGACUGCAGUUGACGGGCCCCCUGCCGCUCCGGGCACAGGGCACCUUCAGCCCCUUUGUGGAUGGGGGCGUCCUGCGGAGGAAGUUCUACAUCCAUCGAGUCACGCUGCGGGGACUGCUGCCCGGGGUCCAGUACGUUUACCGCUGUGGCAGUUCUCGGGGCUGGAGCCGUCGGUUCCGCUUCAGAGCCCUGAAGAACGGUCCCCACUGGAGCCCCCGUCUGGCUGUGUUUGGGGACCUGGGGGCCGACAACCCGAAGGCCUUACCCCGGCUGCGCAGGGACACCCAGCAGGGCAUGUACGAUGCUGUUCUCCAUGUGGGAGACUUUGCCUAUAACAUGGAUCAGGACAACGCUCGUGUCGGGGACAAGUUCAUGCGGCUCAUCGAACCUGUGGCCGCCAGCCUGCCAUACAUGACGUGCCCUGGGAAUCACGAAGAACGCUACAACUUCUCUAACUACAAGGCCCGCUUCACCAUGCCAGGGAACACCGAAGGCCUGUGGUACAGCUGGGAUCUGGGCCCUGCACACAUCAUCUCCUUCUCCACCGAGGUAUACUUCUUCCUCCACUACGGCCGCCACCUGGUAGAGAGACAGUUCCACUGGCUGGAGAGCGACCUCCAGAAAGCCAAUAAGAAUCGGGCAGCGCGGCCAUGGAUCAUUACCAUGGGCCACCGGCCCAUGUACUGUUCCAAUGCUGACCUGGAUGACUGUACGUGGCAUGAAAGCAAGGUUCGCAAAGGCCUCCGUGGCAAGUUCUACGGCUUGGAGGAUCUUUUCUACAAAUACGGGGUCGACCUGCAGCUGUGGGCUCACGAGCACUCAUACGAACGGCUGUGGCCCAUUUACAACUACCAGGUAUUUAACGGCAGCCGAGAGACGCCGUACACCAACCCUCGAGGCCCUGUUCACAUCAUCACCGGGUCUGCUGGCUGUGAGGAGCGGCUCACCCCCUUCUCCCUCUUCCCGCGGCCCUGGAGCGCCGUGCGGGUGAAAGAGUACGGGUACACGCGGCUACACAUCCUCAACGGGACCCACGUCCACAUCCAGCAGGUGUCGGAUGACCAGGAUGGGAAGAUUGUGGAUGACGUCUGGGUGGUGAGACCCCUGCUUGGCCGGAUGAUGUACCUCUAGGUACAGGGGCAGCUCUCAUCAGGAACCCCAGGCCUCGCUGCCUUGGCUAGUAUGACCGGACACUGCCCAGGCCCAGGUGGAGAGUCAGGGCGGGCCUUGACUCCCAGCCCUCCUGAGGGCCCAUGUGGGGUGGCUGCAGCCCAGAGGCAGCCGGGGCGGCUCUCCCCUCCUGGAGAGGUGGGGGUACCCCUGGCUGUGAUGGGAGGGCAGGUAUGCAGGCACAGAGCAAAGCAGGGCAGGUGUGGGGCGGCACAGCCCUGCUCUCCUGCAUAGCACUGGCAGGGCGGGGCGCCCACGGGGCCUCGGGAAUAAAGAGGCUUAGAGCUGUG